GAUGAUCGAGAUCGAUCGCCGUCGAUCCGCGAGCCGGCCCAGCCGAAUUCGCGGCUCGACGCGGAUCGCGAUUCUCAUCCGCGCCUGUAACGCGAUAAGGAUCGAGCGGGCGAGCGAAGCGAUAACGGGUAAACGAUAACGGGGCGGACGAGCGGAAAGAAAGGGGUAUUUAGGUCCCGAUGGCUGCCAGUUGCGACGAUGAACGCGUCGCGGCCGAUUGCUGCUCCUCGUCGCUGAACAAGUGUCUUCGCGUCUAUCUCGUUGCGCUGUCCGUCGUCGUCGUCAUCGUCAUCGCCGUCGCCACGCGAAAAACCCACACACGGACGCGGAUACGGAUACGGACAGGUGCGCGCCGAUCGCGGCGAGGAAGAGAAUCGAGAAUGCCGCUGUUCAAGGCGCGGGCCACGCCGAGAUCGCCGGCAACGGAGAAAGCUGCGAACGGCGUGCAGUAUCGCAACCACCAGCAGCAGCAUCAUCAUCAUCAGGCCGGUGGUGGUGACAACGGUCAUGACAGCGGUAACGGUACCGGUAGCAGCCGGUCGGGCAACGGCGCUCCUUCUCUUCAGCACGAGCAGGCGAGAUCACCGGCCCGGGACCCGAAGCCGUCGACGCUGGUCUUCCACUGCCAACUGGCCCACGGCAGUCCCACGGGACUGAUAUCCGACUUCAGCAAUGUUCGGGAGCUGUACCAGAAGAUCGCCGAGCGCUACGAUCUGCCCGCGGACGAGAUUCUCUUUUGUACACUCAACACGCACAAAGUGGACAUGACGGAGCUAUUAGGUGGACAAAUCGGCGUGGGCGACUUCAUCUUCGCACAUAAGAAAGGCCGGCCGAAAGAAAUCGAACUGGUGAAAACGGAUGACGCGCUGGGUCUGACGAUCACCGACAACGGCGCCGGUUACGCUUUCAUAAAGCGCAUAAAGGAGGGUUCCGUGAUCGACAGGAUAAAGGUGAUCGAGGUGGGCGAUCAUAUCGAGAGGAUCGAUUCGACCAGCCUCGUCGGCAGGCGGCACUUCGAGGUGGCGAAGAUGCUGAAGGACAUACCGAAGGGCUCUACGUUCACGCUGAGGCUGGUGGAGCCGCAGAAGAACGGCUUCGGCAGCAUCGGGCCGCGCGGUGAUCUCAAGAAGGGAAAGAAAGCCGGUUACGGAUCCGGCAAGGAGACUCUCAGAUUCAAGGCCGACGGCAGCGCUCAAAUCGUAGAGCAAAUCGAUGACGCCGCCGCGAUAGGCGUCGAGAAGAUUAACACAAUCUUGGAGAGCUUCAUGGGUAUCUCUGAUACGGAGUUAGCCACGCAAAUCUGGGAGCUUGCCGAGGACAAAUGCAACAGCAUAGAUUUCGCCGAGGCGAUAGACAACUCCGACCUGGAGGACUUUGGUUUCACCGACGAGUUUGUGAUCGAAUUGUGGGGUGCCGUGACCGACGCCAGAGCGGGUCGGCAUCGAUGACGCGAGGACGCGAAUGAUGUAGUGAUCAGAUGAAGUUAUUUGUGAACGGACAACGAGUGCUUUCCUAAUUGAGAGAAACGACAUUCUCAUUUUCGUGAUCCAGACUAUUCCAGAGGCCUAUUCGUGGGCGUGCGUUUAGCGUCACUCGUAAAUUAUUUUCUCAAUUUUUUUACGUUAAAGAAAAUAAUUUGGUUUGCGAAUGUUUCUCGAAUUUUCAAUGCCAAAGAGUCGAAUUUUUGGCAUAUUCGAAUCGGACCUAAAUGCACGGCGACGAUACAGAAAUCUGUAAUAUUCCGUAUCGUACAUUUUGUGUCAUAUGGCAAGAACGUAGGCUCAAAUUGGAGGAAAAGAGAACAAAUCUUUUACAGAUUGUGUUGAAAAUUGAUUGUGAAACUUUUUCUACUUUGACGGCGAAAAGAGACCUUUCAAUAUUUUUCAUAAUUACCUUAAAUAUAAUUAUAUAAAAGAAAUUAUUAUUAUUAAGUUAUGUCGCUAAAUUCCUUCUCUAUUUUAUCGAAGCACUAAUCUCAAUUUCUUUGUAACCGCAAGAUGAUCCUGUUCUUAUUCAAAUCGAUAUCGAUCAAUAUUGAAAAAAAACAUGCAUAAAACAAUAUUUAAAAUUAGCAACGAUUAAUAUUAAUUAUUUGAACGAUAGCGUAAACAUGUUGAUGACUAAUGUUAUCAAAUGACGUCAUCACAUUGGUAUCGAUAUCGACGAUAUUGUUUUAACACGAAGCCGUAUUAGUAUUUAUUAGUAUCCAGACAACACGUGUAUUUAAAAGACAUCAGGAGAGCGUUUGGCAGAUGUUAUACUAGUAGUGAUAACAGUGGAUUAAUAUAUUUUAAUGCACAUGUAAGUUUACACAUUAUGCGAGCGUAUAAGCGUGCGAGAAAUGAUUAUAUUUAGUCCCGAGAAAUAAAAGUCUUUGUAACAAA
Messenger RNA from Solenopsis invicta (red fire ant), 2384 nucleotides. RefSeq names its product PDZ domain-containing protein GIPC3 (gene kermit). Gene Ontology annotation, molecular function: protein binding. Bases 180 to 1448 code for a protein of 422 amino acids. The transcript has 6 exons. NCBI's taxonomy places the organism in Eukaryota, Metazoa, Arthropoda, Insecta, Hymenoptera, Formicidae. The record is from RefSeq and is a predicted model, not a curated record.